CGCGUACCGAAAAACACCGUUUGGACUUCAUUUUCUCGCCCUCAAGAAUCUAUUUAUUAACGAUUUUUCUUUCCUUUUCCUUUGCCAGUCGACGGGGCAUCAUCUAGAGCGAUGGCCAUCUUUGCCCCAACGUCAUCCAGAAAGGGGGUGAGACCCAUCGUUAGACUCACACAGGUUAGCAUGAGUUUGGUCAAUUCGGGACUAAGAAUACCACAGCUUCGCGCGAGACGGAAGGCAACAAAAGCAAACUCUCCGCCCUGGCUCAAGAUUAAGCCAAGUCGAAGGGCGGUUCCCUUGUCCAAUCCGAACAUCGAAGCCAGCACAGAUGCUAUCACGCACUUGAUCGAAGCAAUUCCAAGCACGAUGGAGACUAUUCUGCCCGGAUUAGAGCCAAUCAAUUCUAAAUCAAUUUCGAAGCCGACCGUGAAGAAGAACAGACCAACAAGGAUUCCGCGGAAGGGAGCAAUCUCUUGUUCGAUCUGAUGGCGGUAAUCUGUUUCGGACAACAGCAUACCAGCAAGGAAUGCUCCAAGAGUAUUGGAGAGACCCAAUCCCUCCGUCAGAAAGGACAUCCCCAAGACAGUCGUUAGAAUGGCACCCACAAAGGCUUCUUGGUUCUUGGUUUUGGCUACGCUGUCGAAGAAAGGCUUCAAGAAAAACUUGCCAACGACGGCAAUAGUGCCCAGUGCGAUGGCAGCCUUGACUCCGGCAGCACCAAACGCUUCGGCCAAACCACCACCGCCUCCGGCCAGAAUCGGGGUGACAACCAAAAGUGGGACGACGGCGAGGUCUUGCAGGAGCAACACACCAAAGGACGACCUUCCGAACUUGGUACCCAUCUGGUCCUUGUCCUUUAGGAGUUGCAGGACAAAGGCAGAACUCGACAGAGCCAAGCCUCCACCCAAGACAAUCUGUGCCGCGGAGGAAAGCCCGAAACAAAACUUACAGAUGGCCGCAACGACAGCUCCCGUUACGAGGAACUGGCAUCCACCGAGCCCAAAUACAUCACGCUUCAUGCUCAUGAGCGUCUUGAAGUCGAGAUGGAUUCCCAUUUCGAAGAGGAAAAAGACGAUUCCGAUAUCGGCCAACAAUUCCGUGGUGUGAAUAUCCUUGACGAGACUCAAUCCGUUCGGACCGAACAAGACUCCCAAUGCUAGGUAUCCAAGAAUCGGAGAAAGGCCAAUCAUCUUUGAUAGGGGCGUAUUCAGCGCCGUGGUGGACAAUAACAGCAUGGUGUCGGCCUUGGGUCCCUUCAUAAACGAUGCCAGACCCUUGAUGGCGGAUGCCACCACGGCAAACGCGCAGUCGUCAUCCGUAGCUGUGGGCGACGAAACAUCUUCCUGGAUAUCACCUCCGCGGGGAAUGGUCUUCCAAGAAGGGGCAUCGGCUAUCUUUUUCGAGAGAAAGGCUUGUUUGCGCGUCCUCGGAAGACUCUCCAACACUCCGAACCGAGUUGCGAACGAAGGUUGAGCAGCAAUAGCUAGGAAUAGGAUGCAUGCUGUUGCCUUUUUCAACGGGGAGGCGAGGCCCCUUUUCUGUUUUGUGGCAAUCAUGGUGCCGCAAUCGUCUUCAGUUUAUGUUUGUC
Messenger RNA from Pseudo-nitzschia multistriata, 1585 nucleotides. NCBI's taxonomy places the organism in Eukaryota, Bacillariophyta, Bacillariophyceae, Bacillariales, Bacillariaceae. The record is from the annotation of a GenBank genome assembly.